Uloborus diversus is the source of this 2325-nucleotide messenger RNA. Its product is annotated as MAM and LDL-receptor class A domain-containing protein 1-like. Gene Ontology annotation, cellular component: membrane. NCBI's taxonomy places the organism in Eukaryota, Metazoa, Arthropoda, Arachnida, Araneae, Uloboridae. The record is from RefSeq and is a predicted model, not a curated record.
AUGUCCGUCUUGAGCCUCCUUCUGAUCAUCCUCAUCUUCAGUACUCUGAGUACAACCACCGAAACGGAGAACAACAAAAAUCCGAUUUCCCGUUACCGCCGGGACGAUGAACCGGAAAAAGUUCCGCAGUCUUGUGACUUUGGGUCAGUGGGGAGACUGACCACAUGUGACUGGACUGUUCCGGAGAACAUCACGGAGGAUGCUGUCCGGUGGAGGCCCGGGAUGGGAUCCUCCUCCAACUGGAUCGGAGGACCGUCGAUUGACCACACGGGCUCGGAUGAGAAUAGUGGAUACAUCUUCUACGAAAGCUCCAGUUUAGGUAGCGAUCGCGACUUGCCGGAUUCGUCAUCCCUCCUGGGCCCUGUCCUCCAGCAGACGAGUCCUUCAGGUCUGUGUCUGUCCUUCUUCUACAGCAUGGCCGGACUGAGCAUCCGGUCCCUGCGUGUGCUGCUGAGAAGCUUGCGGAGAGGAGGCAGGGACGCUCUACUUUGGGACAGCAGAGACAGUCCGGCAGCAGAUACCUCCUGGAAUCCGGGAGAAGUGGUGUACAGCUACGGAGAUCCACACCAGAUCGUUUUCGAAGCCGUGCCGGAUUUGCAAACGCACACCUACAGAGGCCACAUAGCGCUCGACGACAUCCGUUUUCAACCAGUGCCUAGCCGUGAAUCCUGUGUGGGCCACUGCACCUUUGAGGGUGGUUUUUGCGACUGGGACAAUCUGGAAGAGGACGACUUCGACUGGGAACUCGGCCGUGGCAGUACUUCUUUCCUGACUGGACCCGCUCGUGACCACGCCAGUGAUGGUAGAGACGAGCAAACAGGGGGUUUCGCCCAUAUCGGCACUUCCUACCCUCGCCGACCCGGUGACACGGCCAUGUUGCGCAGCCCCGGUUUCCCCCCUACGGGAGACAACGCCCCUUUGUGCUGCCGAUUCGCGACCCACAUGCAUGGUCACGGCGUCGGGACCCUUCGCUUGGUGCUCAAGAACGAAGACGAGAGCGACAAGACGGUCUGGGAGAUGUCCGGACCGUCCGGGAGCAGCUGGCACCGAGCACGAGUCACCUUGUCUUCACUCAGCCCUUUCCGGUUACUUUUCAUUGCAAUUGUUGGAAAUCAGUUUGGAACAAUAGCUAUCGACGAUGUAUCUUUCCGUCCUGGUCCUUGUCCUGUGGUACCUCAAACUGCAGCAAAAGACGUUGGAGAUUGCAGCUUUGAAGAUAAUAUGUGUAGCUGGAACAAUCCAUCACCCCAGGACAACUUGGACGAUAUCGACUGGGCUCGACAAUAUUCCUAUGACCCUAGUGGUCCCCCCAGUGACCACACCCGUGGCGAUAGCAAAGGCUAUUUCAUGAAUCUGCUCUCGGCUCGUGCACCCAAGCCGCAAAGUGGCAGCAAAGCAUGGCUCGUCAGCUCUCGUUUCCGACCUUCGGCUGUCCCGCGCUGCGUGUCCUUCCACUACUGGAUGCAAGAAAGGCUCAUCGAUCCUCAGGGACUCAGCCUGGGUAGCCUGAGAGUCUUUGUGAGGCUCAUGCUUCCAGGCAAACCUCUUAUCCCCGUGUGGAGAUUGCACAACCACCAGGGCGAGCGCUGGUUCCCAGCCCGGGCACCGAUUCGCGCCCAGAGCGACAGCGACUUCGAGGUGGUUUUCGAAGGCACCUGGGGUGAAGGAAGGAGUGGUACCAUAGCUCUGGACGAUGUGGUUUUCUUCGAUGGCGACUGCACCACGGAGCCUCUUGGAGCUGCUGCUGUGUCUGGAGAAUGCUUCUUCGAAGAAGGGACUUGCGGAUGGAUCGCGCUGCCAGAUCCUAAAGAAGAUGAUCCGUCGUCCACCACCACUGAACCAAAAGAGAAUCCGAUUAGCAGAUGGAAGCUUGCUAAGUCUGAUAACAAGCCAGCUGGUCUGUCCGACCACACUUUUCAUUCUCCGACAGGUUAUGUGUUCUUUGAUGUAUUUCAUGCUCAUGAGCCAUUGAGGCCUAUUCUCAGAAGUCCACUGCUUGAGCUAAGUACCGGUGGUGUUCGUUGCUUAGGAUUCUGGUUCGUUGCAUUUGGAAGAAGUGAAGCAACAGCCCUGGAAGUAGUUCUUUUAGAUCUGAGUGACCCUGAGCUACCGAAACGAACGGUGAUCUGGCGAUUGGAGGCACGUAAUUUUGCAAACGCAAGUCGUACCGAAUGGAGUUAUGCCCAAGUCAGUGUCGAGUCUCGCGGUGAUUUUUUGCUUCAAUUUGAAGGACAUUCUUCUGACGGUGGGUUUGCCGUCGAUGACCUCAGUUUCUAUGAUGGGACCUGCCACGCUAGACCCCCAGCAGCGGUUGGCAAAGGAUAG